AUGCAUGAAUCUGAUGAAUGCGAUCUUCCGGAAGACCUGAUUUGGGAAAUCUUGCUGUGGCUUCCAGGGAGGCUCCUCCUGCUGCUGAGGACCGUCUGCCGUGCAUGGAAUUCCUUCAUCUCCAGCCAUGAAUUCGUCAUGCACCACCAUCAACGCUCAACUCAACCUCGAUUAGUGUAUUGUAGUUUGGAAUCUGAGGGGCUUGACAUCAUGCAGUGCUCUGUAUCAUCUCUUCUUUAUAAUCAGCUUCAACCAACUAGAAUCGAGCCACUUCAUAUUAAAUACAAAAGCAUUCAGGGAUCUUGCAACGGGUUGCUUUGCUUGUGUGAAGGUCUUCCCUAUAAAAAUCUAACGUUGUUCAAUCCUUGUACCCGUUGGGUAUCCCUAAUAGUUCCAUUCGAGUACCCCAACGGCGAUGAUCGACACCCUGUAUUUUGUGGCUUAGGGUAUGAUGCCCUACGUAAUAAGUAUAAGUUUGUUACGUGUUCUAAGACAUCUAUUACUGUCGGUGGAUUGGGAAGUAGAGCUAUAGUUUGCACCUUGGAUGCAAAUCCUUCUUGGAAAACGGUUGAUCAUCCAAUGUUUCCAUAUUUUACAUGGUGUCAUAGCGGAACAUUCGUGAACGGCACUCUCAAUUGGAUAGCGCAUGAUCCUAGUAAGAAUCGGGAGGAUGAUGAUCCAUUUAGACUACUAUUGGAGUAUUUCAUUCUUACCUUUGAGUUGGAAACGGAGUCCUUUGGUCGAUUACGCCUACCUAGAAACAGCUUCUUUGGUCGAUUACGCCUACCUAGAAACAAUCACACUCUCUCAGGCUUCUUUGAGGACGUCCCUUCUUUGCAUGUUCUCAAGAACUUUCUUUCUAUAUGUUUUCAUCCUGCCUAUGAUAACACAGCUGCUUACACUAUUUGGAUAAUGAAGGAGUAUGGAGUUGAAGAAUCUUGGACUAUAGUGUUAAGAAUCCCAUUCAACGGUAGAAUAAUCACGCCGGGUAACUGGCUAGAACCCUUGUACAUGUCAGAAGAUUAUAUUCUUUUGGCAUACGGAGAAUUUUAUCGGGCCAAAUUGCUUGUGUAUAAUUUUCGUAGAAGAGAAGUAGUUCAUCCUAUGAUUGAUAUCUCAAGUGACAGUUUGUCGAUUUAUCCUUUGUCUAAGUUUUCAUAUGGAAAGUUUUUUCAUGUUUACCAUGAAAGUUUGGUUUCAUGUUUCCCCUAA
Messenger RNA from Arachis stenosperma, 1212 nucleotides. Its product is annotated as F-box/kelch-repeat protein At3g23880-like. The record is from RefSeq and is a predicted model, not a curated record. The coding region runs from base 1 to 1212 and encodes 403 amino acids. The transcript has a single exon. Gene Ontology annotation, molecular function: protein binding. Lineage: Eukaryota; Viridiplantae; Streptophyta; Magnoliopsida; Fabales; Fabaceae.